Lineus longissimus is the source of this 1116-nucleotide messenger RNA. RefSeq lists its product as uncharacterized. The record is from RefSeq and is a predicted model, not a curated record. Gene Ontology annotation, molecular function: phosphoric diester hydrolase activity. NCBI's taxonomy places the organism in Eukaryota, Metazoa, Nemertea, Pilidiophora, Heteronemertea, Lineidae. The transcript is spliced from 7 exons. Bases 99 to 1040 code for a protein of 313 amino acids. Gene Ontology annotation, biological process: lipid metabolic process.
UAUUCAUUCGCCAUCCUAUAUAAGAGCCCAUGAUUGUAGCCCAAUUGCCAUUCACCCGAAGUCUAAGGCGAUAUUGAAUUGGUAGUAAAAACGUCAAGAUGCGAAGACUCCCGUUAACGCUAUUUGGCAUUUUGGUACUCUUGGCAAUCAGCCAAGUGUCGACGGCAGCGAGGUGCAACGGCCAUGAAGGACUUUGCAAUCUCAGGUUUGACAAAGUAACAUUUCCUGGAACUCACAACUCAGGGGCGAAUAGGGUCAUGAAGUAUGGUGGUUGGCCGUAUUUUCCCGCUUUGUCCUGUAUGUAUAGGAACCAAGAUUACACUUUCACACGCCAAUUGGAUUUUGGAAUACGCUUUUUUGACAUUGACACUCGUGCCAAGGGAAAUACCGCUUACACGAGUCACAGAGAUGCUUACGGACGAAAAUUAUGGGAGGUUAUGCGAGACAUUGACAACUGGUUGAAUAGUCCAUCACACAGGAACGAGGUCAUUGCCAUGCGAUUCGCUGACACCACAAUGCCCCCCGGCUUUGACAGGUUCAAACCCAUCUUCAGAGACUACUUUACUGGAGCACACGGGAAGGUCGGCACCAAUGCGAUGACGAGGUGGCCGACUCUCGGAGAAGCAGUGGCACAAAAUAAGCGUGUGUUCAUUUUUAUGGCAAACAAGCUUUGUGACAGCAACUGUAGGAGGUCUUACCCCUACAUCCGCUCGGAUAGUUUAUACGACGACACAUUUUCAAAUAUCAAGUUGACGUCAUCAUGCAGUGGCAUGCCAGCACUCACAAGAGGGAAGUGUGCGAGCUCAACAAGAGAUCUGAUCAUUGUGUCGGCAUUUGCGUCCUUAGGCCUGUGUGUUUGGGACCUGCAGAAAGUGUGUAACCCGUACAUUAGGGCCAGUGCCAUGGACUGUUACAACGAACGGAAGAAGCGAGGCAAAACGGUGAACUUUCUGAUUGCAGAUUACGUCAACCAAGCCCCCACCAGUCAAAAUGUCGUCACAGUCUCCAAUGCACUAAAUCAGCUCAAUAUGGGCCACUAAGUUUAGUAAACAGUCGAUUUCUCCAUUGUUUAUCAGUGUAAGAAUCUCUUGACGCAUUCAAAUAAACGUAUUGACU